CAACUAUGACAGCAACUGAAAGUUUAUGUGAGUUAUUCAUAAUUCAUGAGCAUCAUCCAAGCCUUUCCAGAGAAUAAAUCAAAAGCUUUUAGCAUGACUUUAUGGAGCAUAUGGAAGAAGAGGAAUAAGAUGUACUGGGAAGGCAUCCGGGAGACCACGCACCAGGUUAUCUCUCGUCGGAGUGAACUGCUGCGUUUCUGGGAAAGAGCUAGGAUUAGCACUCAGAAGUUGUUGACCAGCAGCUUGGUUCAAGUCCGGUGGCAGCCCCCUCAUCGUAACUUCUUGAAGUGUAAUGUCGAUGCCGCUCUCUUUGCAAAUGAGAAGCGAGUUGGAUUCGGGGCAUGUGUUUCGGAUUAUCGUGGGCAGUUUUAUAUGGCUAAAGCAGGUAUAUGUACAUCGGAUUUGUGUCUAGCUGAGGCGGAAGCAUGGGGCCUUAGAGAAGCUAUUAAAUGGAUGGCUAGUACUCGGUACAAUCAUGUUCUGUUUGAAACUGAUUGUAAGCAACUUGUAGAAGAAUAGAAGAUGUGUGCCUUAACCGUCCUAAUCCAACCGAAUAUGGGUCAUUGGUGGAGUAUUGCACAAUACUUUUAACUUCAGAGUUGUUUUUACUAAACGGCAAGUGAAUAGUAGCGCUCAUGUCGUG
Molecule: messenger RNA, 643 nt
Organism: Cuscuta epithymum
Lineage: Eukaryota; Viridiplantae; Streptophyta; Magnoliopsida; Solanales; Convolvulaceae
Source: the annotation of a GenBank genome assembly